AUGCUAGAAAAGUUGAAAGACGAAAACUGUUCUAAAAGAACCGAGGUUUUUGAAGAGUUUAUGAAGGAUGAUCAUAGUAUUUCAGAACUUGCAUAUAAGUACGAUGGCGGUGAACAACAUUUAAAAGCAAAAAACAAAAGAAGAUGGUUCUUCGAACUGCUCUUUCCUGUUUGUGAGGAUGUCAAUAUUCGUGACAACGAAGACCUUGAAAAAGUGUUUAAUGUGAACGUUAGACUGUUCAAAUAUGCACAGGCAUCCGUUUUUGAAGAUCUGAAUUUUUUGCAAAAGUAUUGCAAAAAAGCCGAUUUACUGCGAUAUAUUCCUGAGAAAGUCUGUAAAAAAAAGUUAUUCCUCGAAAAUGUGCUCUGGCAAAUGAUAAAAGAAGCUCCAGAAGUGAUUGAAUACAUGCCUUCAGAUUUAGUUGCAGAUGAAGCAAUUGUUACAGACGGAUGUAGACACAAUCCUGACAUUUUCAAAUAUGUCAAUAUUUCUUUGAAGAAUGAUUUUGCAUUGGUGAAGAAACUAUCAGGAAUUUCUCCAAAGAUUGUAGACUAUUUAUCUAAUGAAGUGAAAUGUGGCUACACUCAGAAGCCGUAUUUCCAAAUGCCAUUUCAUCGUAAACCAAAGCUCAGUUAUUAUUUCGUUGAAGGUAAACAAAGGAGAUAUUGCUUGUAA
This is a messenger RNA of Naegleria lovaniensis, 675 nucleotides long. RefSeq lists its product as uncharacterized. The record is from RefSeq and is a predicted model, not a curated record. Bases 1 to 675 code for a protein of 224 amino acids. NCBI's taxonomy places the organism in Eukaryota, Heterolobosea, Eutetramitea, Acrasida, Naegleriidae. The transcript has a single exon.